AUGGGUGCAUUCUCGAGGCUUGUUCCUUUUAGUCUCCUAGCUGCUCUGGCUACUGCCUCGUCGGUCAAAAGUUUCCACCGGCGAGGAACGAUUGCUAGUGAUGAGAUUGUCGGCUUUCCCGAGACAGUCCCAAGUGGCACCACCGGCGACGUUUAUUUGGCCUACAAGCCCUAUCUUUAUGUCGUGAAUGGUUGUGUUCCAUUCCCAGCUGUCAACGCAGAAGGUGACACGAACGCUGGUCUCGCGCCGACAGGCGCAAGCGACGGUGACUGCUCUAGUAGCGCUGGCCAAGUGUACGUCCGAAGUGACACAUACAAUGGCUACUACGCCCUGCUUUACUCAUGGUACAUGCCCAAGGACGAGCCUUCGGAUGGUCUUGGCCACCGCCACGAUUGGGAAGGGGUUAUUGUCUGGUUAUCAUCUGUGACUUCAACCGACGCCAGCAAUGUCGUGGCCGUAUGCCCUUCUGCGCAUGGAAAGUGGGAUUGCACGACUUCCAGCUACACAUUGUCGGAUUCACACCCCUUGAUCAAAUAUGAAAGUGUCUGGCCACUUGAUCACUCGUGUGGACUUACUACCACUGUCGGCGGAAUGCAGCCUCUGAUUGCCUGGGAAUCACUGCCUAGCGUUGCUCAGACGGCUCUUGAUGACACUGACUUUGGAGCUGCCAAUGUACCUUUUAAAGAAGAUCAUUUUGCUUCGAAUCUUGCUGCGGCUACUUUUUGA
Molecule: messenger RNA, 726 nt
Organism: Talaromyces proteolyticus
Lineage: Eukaryota; Fungi; Ascomycota; Eurotiomycetes; Eurotiales; Trichocomaceae
Product: npp1 domain-containing protein
Exons: 2
Coding region: 1-726 (241 amino acids)
Source: RefSeq, a predicted model, not a curated record